Messenger RNA from Porites lobata, 1005 nucleotides. Lineage: Eukaryota; Metazoa; Cnidaria; Anthozoa; Scleractinia; Poritidae. The record is from the annotation of a GenBank genome assembly.
AUGAGUCGAUCACGGAGGCAACACUCUACUUUGGUUCAUUUUGUUGGUGGUGGUUUAGGAGGUUCUUUCGGUGCGUUUGUAACAUGUCCACUGGAAGUUAUUCAGACCCGACUUCAAUCUUCUGCCUUUCACUGUCAAAGAACCGCUGCCAAAAUGCGUACAGCCAAGAAAUUAUCACCAACUGGCCCGUCUGUGAAUUUCAGUACAGCCAGUGUCGCCGAUACCAAGAUAAACAUUGCUGCGAAUCGCUUCAAAGGAAUUAUUUCCUAUGGAAGAUAUAUGGUCAAACACGAAGGGUUCCUAUCGCUGUACAAAGGUCUUGGUCCCACGUUGGUUGGCGUCACUCCAUCAAGAGCGAUUUACUUUGCUUUCUAUUCCAAAACAAAGGACUUUCUGAAUAAAUCUGGCAGGCUUACCCCCGACUCUUCGCCCGUACACAUGAUUUCAGCCGCAAUUGCGUCCUUUGUAAACCACACUAUCACUAACCCCCUAUGGUUCGUCAAGACUCGACUCCAGUUGGACCACCGAGAAGCAAGACGGGUCAGCGCUUUCCAAAUUGUCCGGGAUGCGUAUAGGACCGAAGGGAUACGAGCUUUUUAUCGAGGACUUUCUGCGUCAUAUGUGGGAAUUUCUGAAACAGUCGUUCACUUUACGAUCUACGAGAAAGUGAAAGCAAGACUGAUUAAACUUCAGCGAAAGACUAAGGAAGAUUUCAAUGUUUUUGAGUGCAUGCUGGCCGCCGGAGUGUCAAAAUCUAUUGCGGCAAGUCUUUGCUAUCCUCAUGAAGUCGCACGCACCCGGCUUCGUCAACAAGACAGCGAAUUUCUUGGCAAACACAAGUACAGAUCGUUUCUUCAAACACUGAAAACUGUUUUGAAAGAGGAGGGAUGGAGGGGAUUAUAUGGCGGGUUAGGAACUCACUUACUACGUCAAGUUCCUAACACAGCGAUUAUGUUUUUCACUUAUGAGGGCGUAGUGCAUCUCUUGGAAUCUGGAAACGCGUAA